UGUCGCGACCGGCGAGUCGAGGGGGGGAUAUCGAGAGAGAACGUCUGUGUAUGUCGACGGUCUGCACACAAGCCGGGAAUGUUUAUCGGAGAAUUAGGCAGGACGAUUCUGUCAAGUGUUUCUUGACGUGGCAAUUCCCUUCGGUCGCCGCCAAUUUUCCCGCACGGGCUGUAACUGCGCUUCCAAAAUUGUGCCGCUGUAUCUUUUACACCUGCUACUGGGAUACUUGGUUACCAGGUUGUGGCUUGUCACAUGUGAAUCAAGGAUUUCUGUUUCCGCACUCGAGAUACGCAGGUGUUUGAAAGGAUGGGCUGGGUGUUGGAGGUAGUCAAGAUGUUUCUCUACAUAUCGUUCCCGGUUGGAAUGUAUCACUACGUCAAUCAACCGGUCUUCUUCGACGAGUUUGUAAUAAAGGCGAAGGAGGAGUACUUCCCGCCCGAGAGCAGGAAGGCGAACAAGAUGAUGGACGACUUCAUUCGCGAGUUUAACGCCAGCAGCGAGAAGAAACGCCUGGAAGCGAUGGAGAGGGAAAACAAAUAGCGAAGAAAAUAUAUUGUAACGCUUUCUGAUUGUGAUAACCGGUAGUGGGAUAUAUUAUUUUUUGUAAAGAUGAGGAUAUUCAAAUAUCUUUGCCUUUAGUCAGUAGGUAGAAAUAAAAGUAUGGAUAGACGACUCUUAA
Vollenhovia emeryi is the source of this 679-nucleotide messenger RNA. Its product is annotated as protein PET100 homolog, mitochondrial. The transcript has 2 exons. Lineage: Eukaryota; Metazoa; Arthropoda; Insecta; Hymenoptera; Formicidae. The record is from RefSeq and is a predicted model, not a curated record. Gene Ontology annotation, cellular component: mitochondrion; mitochondrial inner membrane. The coding region runs from base 307 to 540 and encodes 77 amino acids. Gene Ontology annotation, biological process: mitochondrial respiratory chain complex IV assembly.